Molecule: messenger RNA, 6943 nt
Organism: Phyllostomus discolor (pale spear-nosed bat)
Lineage: Eukaryota; Metazoa; Chordata; Mammalia; Chiroptera; Phyllostomidae
Gene: HIKESHI
Product: heat shock protein nuclear import factor hikeshi
Exons: 5
Coding region: 193-786 (197 amino acids)
Biological process (GO): protein import into nucleus
Cellular component (GO): cytosol; nucleus
Molecular function (GO): Hsp70 protein binding; nuclear import signal receptor activity
Source: RefSeq, a predicted model, not a curated record
GCUCUGGUUGGGCAGGGGAGGUCAGAGGUCGGGGCUAGGAGGCGUUCCGCUGGCAUAGAUGCUAUGUAGCGGUGUGGCUUGCGCUCUCCUUCAUGUUCUGGAGGGUUUUUGGGCUCCCGUAGUGUAGUAGUCCCAGGACCUCUAGUCCCCGGCUUCCGUACCUGCCGGCUGUGCGGAGUUGACGCCGCCGCCAUGUUUGGCUGCUUGGUGGCGGGGAGGCUGGUGCAAACAGUUGCACAGCAAGUGGCAGAAGAUAAAUUUGUUUUUGACUUGCCUGAUUAUGAAAAUAUCAACCAUGUUGUGGUUUUUAUGCUGGGAACAAUCCCAUUUCCUGAGGGAAUGGGAGGAUCUGUCUACUUUUCCUAUCCUGAUUCAAAUGGAAUGCCAGUAUGGCAGCUCCUAGGAUUUCUCACGAAUGGGAAACCAAGUGCCAUCUUCAAAAUUUCAGGUCUUAAAUCUGGAGAAGGAAGCCAACACCCUUUUGGAGCCAUGAAUAUUGUCCGAACGCCAUCUGUUGCUCAGAUUGGAAUUUCAGUGGAACUAUUGGACAGUCUGGCUCAGCAGACGCCUGUAGGUAAUGCUGCUGUAUCCUCAGUUGACUCAUUCACUCAGUUCACACAAAAGAUGUUGGACAACUUCUACAAUUUUGCUUCAUCAUUUGCUAUCUCUCAGGCCCAGAUGACACCAAGUCCAUCUGAAAUGUUUAUUCCAGCAAAUGUGGUUCUGAAAUGGUAUGAAAACUUUCAAAGACGACUGGCACAGAACCCUCUUUUUUGGAAAACAUAAUUUGAAUAAAAUAAUUUUUAAUGGAUUCUGAAAUUUGUCAUGUUUUGAAAAUAAAUGACUCCAUUUAAAAGCAUGAAAUUAAAAGGGUCAUGAAAGCUAAGUUUAAAAACUGCUUAGUGACUAUGAAACAUAACUAAAAUAUUUAUAAAAAAUUAAAGACAUUGAAAAUGAAAAUAUGUUUCUCAUUCAUGACUACUUCCCCUUAAGCUUAAAAUAUUCAGAGGCAAAACAUUUUGUUUUGGCUGUGAUUCAUUUUAUACUUAAAAAUAAAGUAUAUUUACAAUGAUAGUGUUCCAAAUAACAUUGCAUUUAUAAUCUUUUAUUUAUUUUUAUACUAGUUUGUUAGAAUAGUUAAAAUCAACCAUAUCAAAAUUUGGGGAAAAUUUUUAAAAUAUCAAAUAUAUAGUUUUACAUAUGAGAAAAUAAUUUUCAGGUAGGAUUGCUUAGGAUUAUGGGUUUUUUUUUCUUUUUUUUUUUAACAUUUUAUUUUAUUUUAUUUUAUUUUUAGAGAGGGAAGGGAGGGAGAAAGAGAGAGAGAGAGAAACACCAAUGUGUGGUUGCUGGGGGCCAUGGCCUGCAACCCAGGCAUGUGCCCUGACUGGGAAUCAAACCUGCGAUGCUUUGGUUCGCAGCCCGCACUCAGUCCACUGAGCUAUGCCAACCAGGGCGGUUUUUUUUCUUUUAAUACAGGUUGGCUGUCAGUUUCUUAUAUCUGCAAAUUCAUAUAUAUGUAUUUAUUUAACAAAAUUGCCAUGGUUAAUACUGAUGAGGUUUUAUUUAAUAUUGGUAAUGUUGUUAGACAUUUUUGUUAAGAAAAUAGGAUUCAUUAUCUUGUGUGUGGAGAUGAAGCUGGUAUGUCAUUCAGAAGGGAACUCGGACUCAUUUGUGCUGGCGACUUCCAUUGACCAAAACCAUCAGGAUCUCACCUGUAAUCAAAGCUACAUUUGUUAGCUUGCUUUACCAAGCGAGUGUAUGUAUAAGAACUGUGUGGUGACUCCAAAGGAAGAGCACAUACAGGAGUUUGGGACCUGGAGUUGUUUUUGGAUUGUCUCAGUAGAGAUUGGUGAAAAUUUAGAAAGUAGAAAGUUGCUGGUAUAGUCACUCUCUUUAAGAACAUUUGAACCUAUGCAGAAUUAUUGUUAGAUCAGUUUAUGGUCUUGAAACAUGCAUCUGACUGAGCUGGUGUUAAGAUUUUGAGGUUAGGUAAUGUUUUGCAUUGUUAAAGUUUGGUAGACUUACCAAACCUUUAUUGCAAGUUGCACAUUUUUGCAAAUUGUACUUUCUCUUUCAAUUCUCCAUUCCCUUCAGGUCUUUCUUCAGCCUAAGUCAAAGGAUAGCCCAUUAUCUUCUGGAGUUACAAUCAGUUCAGAUUCGUAUUGCUAUUUACUGUGUGUCAAGUAUUCAAUGAUAUGAUUAGUUUCAAGCCUUUAUGCUAACAAUAGUUGAUCAUUGAUGAAUCAUGUGACUUGAUAGUGGGCUACACAGCAGUAGUUAAGACUGCACAAAAUGUGUCAGCCAACUGUAAUAAAAUCAAUAGAAGCAGAAUGAUUGUUUACUAGAAUGCAAAGCCAGACCCUAGUUAUAAAAACAUGUCCUACAGUCCACCUGGGUAUAGUCUAAUUUUCCCUUAGCCUAGUCAGAGACUGUUCCAUAUGUCCAGUUAUCUUUAUAGAGUUGCAGCAGGAAGUGUUAAAUACAAACUGCCACUUGGCUUGCAGAGAGGAAAUAAAAUGCUAUGUGAUUGUCCAUAACAGUUCUAGGUAGUGAAUGUAAAGGGGUUGGUUGGGCUUGCACAGCAGUGAGUCAAAACUAGAACCACUUGCUAUAGCACAGGACGAGUCCUAAAUUCGGACAUCCUUUUCUAGUUGUAUUCUUGCUGUUGAAGUAGGUAGUCUUGCAUAGUGUGCAUAGAGAGUCCCCUGAGUAACCAAUAUAUGCUUCAUUUUGGAACUUCCUGGUUAUCCUUUUCAAGAAAACACUACACUGAAGAGAAAAGGGCUUUAAAUAUCUGAACGUCUCUUCAUUAUUUCAAGUAUGUAAGAUGUGUCUAAGUUUAGGAGGUAGAUGAAAGCCUGGUGUUGACAUAAGUAAUCCCUGGUCAGUUACAUAUAAUACUAGGAGUAUAAAUAUAUUUUAUAGCAGGGAUGAGCCAAUAAUUGUUUCCUUACGGUUGGGCACAUUCUCGCAGUUUAGUUCUUGCAUUGAAGUCUGAGAAAUGUUAGGAGAAAAUGACUAGCUCCAGCAUUGCCCCCUCUCCUGGUGAGCUUGGUUCUGGAACAGUGCUAUAAUGAUCAUAGCAUAAGCAUUUUGUUGACUUGGAGAAAAGUUCCAGUUUUUACAAGAAUGAAAGUUGGGACAAAUAAUGUGAAGAAAAUUCAAAUAUCAGAUGGGAUCUUUGGGAGGGAAUUGAUCUCAGGAAUUUAAAGGAAUGAAUAUUAAAUCUUUUAUGGUGGAACUUGACAGAUUCAGAAUUGCUAGGGUCUGAGGAAACUGCUGAAAAUUUUUGCAUUUCCUUUUUUUAAGAUUUUAUUUGUUUUUAGAGAGAGGGGCAGGGAAGGAGAAAGGGAGAGAAACAUCAGUGUGUGGUUGCCUCUUACGCGCCCCGCACUGGGCACCCGGCCCACAACCCAGGCAUGUGCCCUGAGUGGAAAUUGAACUGGUGACCCCUCAUUUUGCAGGCCCGUGCUCAAUCCACAGAGCCACAGCAGCCAGGGCAAAUUUUUGCAUUUCUUAAAGUAACCAAUAAAGAUGACAGAGGACUAAGAAUACAAUGAAAAAGAUGUAAGAGUAUAUUAAGAAAACUGUUGGAUGAUUGAUCUCCAGGAAGUGCCAAACCAUAAUAAGCAAAAGAAGGAAAAGGAGCAAAGGUAUCAGAAAAUUAACCUUUUUUUCCUGCUUUGACCAGAAGCUGUCUACUUUUUGUUGUCAUCUGCUUGACUUGAGGGUCUUGGUGAAUGGUCUUUGUCCAAAGAUACUGGCUUCUGGAGGAUUCCUAAGAAUUAUAUGUUUAAAGACUCCUUCCAGAGCGGUGGUCCAACUGUCUGGAGAAAAUAUUUGUGAUUUAGAUGGGAAAAUGAAUCCAGAAUCAGUGUCUUGGAGUUUUAUUGCCACGGUAGUUGCGUAGUGUCUAUUAGGCUAAUUUUUGAUUGAGGGCAGUUUUUCUCUGAUGUCUCUUCCAGAAGACAGUUUGCUGAAGAUUGAGGAUGUUAAAGACAGUAAUGUUUUUGUAGAAUGGAGGAGAAUGGAAUCCGUGAUUGAGGUAUAGCACAAUUAAUUUGUAAGAUUAUUAUACGUUAUAAUUACUACAAGACUCAAAUGUAUUAUGGACAGUGAUUGUCUUUAGGCUGUAAAGUAUAUCUAUUUGUAGACAGUUAUUGCAUCAGUCUGUACAUGAACAUGACCUUCUUUUUUCUUUAAAUAUAUUUUAUUGAUUAUGCUAUUAGAUAGUUCCAUUUCCCCCAUUCACUCCUCUCUAUCCUGCAUGCCCUCUCCCACCCACAUUCCCCGCCUUUAGUUCGUGUCCAUGUGUCAUAAGUUCUUUAGCUUCUACAUUUUCCAUACUAUUCUUGCCCUCCCCCUGUCUAUUUUCUACUUACCAUUUAUGCUACUUAUUUUCUGUACCUUUUCCCUCUCUUUCCUCCUCCCACUCCCCUGUAAAUAACCCUCCAUGUGUUCUCCAUUUCUGUGGUUCUGUUCCUGUUCUACUUAUUUACUUAGUUUGUUUUUGUUUUUGGUGCAGUUGUUAAUAAUUGUGAGUUUGCUAUCAUUUUACUGUACAUGUUUUUUAUCUUCUUUUUCUUAGAUAAGUCCCUUUAACAUUUCAUAUAGUAAGGGCUUGGUGGUGAUGAACUCUUUUAACUUGACCUUAUCUGAGAAGCACUUUAUCUGCCCUUCCAUUCUAAAUGAAAGCUUUGCUGGAUAGAGCAAUCUUGGAUGUAGGUUCUUGCUUUUCAUCAGUUGGAAUACUUCUUUCCAGCCCCUUCUUGCCUGCAAGGUCUCUUUUGAGAAAUCAGCUGACAGUCUGAUGGGAACUCCUUUGUAGGUUACUGUCUCCUAAUCUCUUGCUGCUUCUAGGAUUCUCUCCUUCAUUUUAAUCUUGUGUAAUGUAAUUAUGAUGUGCCUUGGUAUGUUCCUCCUUGGGUCCAACUUCUUUGGGACUCUCUGAGCUUCCUGGACCUCUCAGAAGUCUAUUUCCUUUGCCAGAUUGGGGAAGCUCUCCUUUAUUAUUUGUUCAGAUAACUUUUCCACUUGUUGGUCUUUCUCUUCCCCUUCUGGUACCCUUAUAAUUUGGAUGUUGGAAUGUUUAAAAAUGUCCUGGAGGUUCCUAAGCCUCUCCUCAUUUUUUUGAAUUUUUGUUUCUUCAUUCUUUUCUGUUUGGUUGUUUCUUUCUUCCUUCUGGUCCACUCCAUUGAUUUGAGUCCCAGUUUCCUUCCCAUCACUAUUGAUUCCCUGUACAUUUUCCUUUAUUUCACUUAGCGUAGCCUUCAUUUUUUCCUCUAAUUUGCGACCAUAUUUAGCCAAUUCUGUGAGCAUACUGAUCACCAGUGCUUUGAACUGUGUAUCUGAUAGGCUGGCUAUCUCUUUGUUGCUUAGUUGUAUUUGUUCUGGAGCUUUGGUCUGUUCUUUAGUUUGGGCCAUUUUUUUUUUUUAUGUUGACAUGCCUGUUAACGUAGUGAGGGGUAGAGCCUUAGGUGUUCACCCAGGUGGGGCAACCCACGUCGCUGCAUUAUGCUGCUGUAUGUGGGGCAGGGGUCCGAGAGGGAACAAUGGCGCUUGCUCCCCUUUCUGCUGGAUUUCAGUCCCUCCUGCUGCUUCCCCCAAGCAGACUGGGCCCUUCUGAUGCUGAUUCAUGUGUGGGUGGGUUUGUGUAUGUUCUAGGACCCUGUGGGUCUCUCCAAAGAACUCCCCUGUGAGUCUGGGAAUCUCCGGGCACCUCAACCCCCACAGGUAUUUUCAAUCAGUGUUUUGAGGCAUUAUUUCCCGGCUCUGGAGCUCUGGGUUGUGUGGUCUGUCUUGCUCCCCAGUUUCACCUGGUUUAUCUGUACUCAAAUGUGGGACCACCAGGUCUGCCAACCACCUUGCAUGCCAUGCACCUCCACAUUCUGCCGUCUUGCUGGGUCUGCUCGCUGCCACCCGGUGCCCAGGGUGUGCUAGCCACCGCUUUUUUUUGCCACGACCCAUCUCUGUCCUGCAGCCCUACUCCACCCCUCCUGUUGGUCUGGAUGAAUGUGUCUAUUUUAACUCCUUGGUUGUCAGACUUCUAUACAGUUCAAUUUUCUGUCAGUACUGGUUGAUUUUUGUUUCUAAAUUGUUGUUGUCCUUAUUUUGGUUGUGUGAGGAGGCACAGUGUGUCUACCUACAUCUCCAUCUUGGCCGGAAGUCCUGAACUUGUUUCUUUUUACCAGAAAUGUACACUGUCAUUUGCUAUGGUCUUAAUGUGUUAUGUCCCCACAAAAUCCAUACAUUGAAAUUCUAAUGCCCAGUGUGAUGAUAUUAGGAAUUGGGGCCUUUGGGCAGUGAUUAGGUCAUAAGGGUAAGCCCACAUGAAUGAAAUUAAUUUCUUAAGAGGACUGAGAGCUACCUUGCUUUUUAAACAAUGUGAGGAUACAUGGAGAAGUCUGUGAUAGAUGGACGAGGGCCCUCACCUGACUAUCCUGGCACCUUGAUCUUGGACUACAGCCUCCAAAACUGUGAGAAACUAGUUUCUGUUGAUUAGAAGCUACUCAGUCUGUGGUAUUUUGUUAUAGAAGCUUGAAUGGGCUAAGAUACAUUGAAACAUUUUUAUUAACAAAUUUUACUUGUGCAUAGUUUAUCUUAAGUCUGAACUGCACAUUUGCCAAGAUUUCUUAAGUUCAUGUUUUUGAAGAGUUCUUACAAUAGUUUUGAAUUCAAUAAACUUUGGAAAAUGCCAAACUUAAUUUCUCCUAUUCUUUCAUACAGGGAAGGAAGCCCAAAGUAUUUAGACAGAGAAAGACAUCUUAACAUUUUUAUAUGCCUUAAUUUCUGGGGGAAAGACAAAAUUAUGAGUUGUCAGAGGAGAUAAGUACACAUAAGUAAAAAUGUUCAAAGGCAGGAAGUAGUCUCAGCCAGUGUCUAUGUUUAGUAUACUAAGAAGAAUAAUAACAGCAUUUACUAUCUGUGCCCAGUAGAUCCAUUA